Messenger RNA from Catharus ustulatus (Swainson's thrush), 4047 nucleotides. It is a transcript of the gene SRRM3, whose product is annotated as serine/arginine repetitive matrix 3. Lineage: Eukaryota; Metazoa; Chordata; Aves; Passeriformes; Turdidae. Bases 86 to 2002 code for a protein of 638 amino acids. Gene Ontology annotation, molecular function: mRNA binding. The record is from RefSeq and is a predicted model, not a curated record. The transcript has 15 exons.
GCACCCACCGGCACCCCCGGCACCCCCCGCGGCCGACAGCGACCCAGCGGGGCCGGGCCCAGCGGGACGGCGGGGCGAGGCAAUCAUGGCUCUCUACAACAAUGGGGCUGACGUGCCUUCGCCCCAGGAAGCCUCCAACGGCUUCCCCCAGCCCAGUGCCUCAGGCACAUGGCACAAGGGCGAGGAGGAGGUGCGGCUGGUGGAGCCCAGCAUGGUGAAGAAGGCUCACCGGGAAAUCCUGGACCACGAGCGCAAGCGGCGGGUGGAGCUGAAGUGCAUGGAGCUGCAGGAGAUGAUGGAGGAGCAGGGGUACUCGGAAGAGGAGAUCCGACAGAAAGUGGGGACCUUUCGGCAAAUGCUGAUGGAGAAGGAGGGUGUGCUCACCAGGGAGGACCAGCACGGGCGCCAAAUUGUGAUAGAAAACCACCAUGGGGAGGAUGGGGAGGAGUAUGCAGUGGAGUACCCUGACUAUGGAGAGGGCUGCCUGCUGCAGUGCGACUGCUCGGCCGAGUGCUACCGCGAGGACAGCGGCCACCGCGAGUACAGGCUGAAAAGACGCUCGAGCAGCUCCACCUCUCCUCCACCCAAGAAGAAAAAGAAGAAGAAAUCAGGUCACCGCCGGAGCCGCAAAAAGAGGAAACCCGGCUCAGAGCGCAGCUGUGACAGCUCUUCACCCAUCCGCAAGGAAAAGAAAAAGAAGACUGGAAAGAAACACAGACGUGACAGGUCUGAAUCGGGGUCACGAAAAAAGAGAAGACACAGGUCCCGAAGCCCCAAGAACAAACGGAAAGAGAAAAACAAAGAGCGCAAGAGGUCCCGCAGCGAGUCCCCGGCCUGGCGCUCGCACCGCCGCAGCUCCUGCAGCUCCCACAGCGCCUCACUCUCCUCCGACGACAGCGGCUCUAAAUCCCCGGGCAGGCUAAGCCCCAAGCGCCGGCAGGAUGGCCCCAAGGGCAGCAGCGCCCGCUCCAGCCGCAGCCCGUCCUCCCCCUCGCCCCAGCGCUCGGCCUCGCCGCACCAGAACGGGCACAAGGGCAGCGCCCAGAACGGCCGCCACAGCCACGGCGCCCCGCUCCCGGAGCCCUCGGAUAGGCCGGCCUCGGCGUCCCCCUCUCCGCGGGCUCACGGCAGGACGGAGCCGCCGUCCCCCCGCAGCCGGGGGAGCCGCCACGGCGCCCGCAGCCCCCGCUCGCCCUCGCCGGAGCGGGCCAAGCACGGCCACCGGCAUCGCUCCCGCAGUGCCUCGCCGCCGUCCCGACACCGCGGCCAGAGCAAGGGGCGGCCCCCGGGCCCUCGGGAGCCGCCACCGCCGCCGCUCAGCCCCGCCGGCUACAGCAGCGACUCGGAGGGCUCGGCCGGCUCCCGUCCGUACCACCCGGCCGCCGGCUCCGACAGGAACCACGGCGCGCACGGCAAGAAGGUGAAGGAGCGGCACCAUCGGGGCCGGCCCAACAGCAGCUCGGAGUCGUCAGCCAAGCACUCCCGGCACGCCUCGGAGCGGAGGAAGAGCCCGUCCCGCAGCCCGGGCCAGCGCAGCAGCUCCUGGAGCUCCAGCGGCUCCCUCUCCAAGUCCCGCUCCCGCUCCCGGGAGAAGAGAGCAGCACGCAGCCGCUCCCGCUCGCCCUCGCCGAAAAAGCCAGCCAGCAGAGAGAAGGACAACGAGCCGCGAACACGUCAUGGUGAUCCCGAUCCCGCCCGCCCUCGGCGCCGCUCCAGGAGCUACUCCCCCAUCAGGAAGCGGAGACGUGACUCCCCCAGUUUCAUGGAGCCCAGGAGGAUCACCAGCGCUCGCAAGCGUCCCAUCCCCUACUACCGGCCCAGCCCCUCGUCCUCCAGCUCGCUGAGCACCUACUCGUACAGCCGGAGCCGCAGCCGCAGCUACGACAGCUACAGCUCCAGCCGCAGCCGCAGCCGGACUCGCAGCCCCCCCAGCCGCUCCCGCAGCCCCAGCCGCAGCCCCAGCUACAACAGCCGCAGCAGCUCGGAGAGCGCCGGCUUCUGAGCCCCCCCGGCACCCGGCCGCAGCCCCCCGACAGCCCAGCUCUGCCCCCUCCAUGCCACCGGCGCCCCCAGAAGGGACGGGACCAGCGGGGAGGUGGAAAGGAGCCGGGGGAUGCUAAGGAUGGACCUGGCAGCGGGGGAAAGCACGGACGGGAGCUCCAAUGGGUCCUUGGAACGGCCUGGGAGGGGGUGGUUCCCCCCGCUCCGGGGUGUUUUGGGGUCGGGAUGGGGAAGGGGAGGAUAUCUUCUUAUUUCGGGGUGGGGCGGGCGAGCACAGAGCGAGGGAACAAAUGCUCUGCAGAGACUUUGGGGCCAGUGGGUGGGGGUGGCUGGGGACACCCCCGGGCCCGCCCUGUGCUUUUUUUUGUUUGGUUUGACUGUUUUUUAGCACAAAAGCAUCCCGGAGAGGUGGGCGGGGUGGGGGGCAGGCUCAGCUGGAGGGUGUGAUGCCAACCGGAGGUGAGCAAGACGCUGUUUUCCCCAGCGAAGUUGUCCCCAGGAUGUCAUGGGGGACAGGGGCACUGCAAAACAUUUUGGGGUCGCCCCAGACCUGAGCACACACCGAGCCAUGGAUGAACAAAGCCGGCAGCACCUGCAGUCUCUUCCCAAAUGAGGAGAUCCAGGGAAAAACUGCUCGUCCCAGCUCAGGAGCCGAACCCACCCCACCCAGUUUGGGGGGGACCGAGCUGUGACCCCCGGGAGGAGGGAGCUGCAGGGCCUGGGGCUGGGCAGGGGCUUUUCCCCUCCUGGGGGUGCAUCAGCCACCCUCUGCCAUCGGCACGGCCUCUGCUUGCAGCCCCCAGUCCCCUCCUGCUCUGGGGAAACGUGGCUGCUUUUUAAACUGAAUUAUGGGAAGAGAGAGGCAGGAGGGUCCCGGGCUUGGCCCGCAGCCCGGCUUUUGCAGGAUUUUGCUGAUUUCCCAAAAAAAAAACCCUGCUCCCCAGGCGCUGAGGACAGUGGUGGCCCCCGGGGCGGUCGGGGUUUAAUCCCGGUGGCCCCGCGUUUUCCGGACGGCUGGAGCAGGACAAUGGGGAUGAGCCUCCCUGGGUGGGAGAGCAGCUGCCUGGAUUAACCCGAGGGCCCUGGAUGUAAAGCCAGGCUUUGGCCGUCCCGCUUAGCGCUGGUUUCCAGCCAGCCGGGAUCGGGAGGAUCCUUUGGAGUCCAGCUCAGCCUCGUUAGCCGAUGAACCAGAGGGCCCGAGAGAGCAGAGAUGGGAGAAAAGGGGCACUUCAGGGUCAGUCUCCCAACCCUGGCAUGUCCAGGCUCAGACAGAGGCUGAGGAUUCACCAGCCCUUGGAGAAAAAUCCCAGGAGCUGGGCAGUGAUGGGAGCCAGCCCCUGGGAGUCCCAGCCACCCACUGGCAAAGACACCUGAACAAGCAGAGGUGUUAGAAAAGGGGUGAACAGGUAAGGAGGGGACACACUCGUGGCACUCCCUGCUGGAGCCUGUCCCCACGCGCCAGCCCCGGGCAGGAUGGCAGCUCUGGAUGCGACUGUGGCAGGAGGGAGACAAAGGGUCCUGCUCUCCUGGAGCCCGGGGAGAUGGAGGAUGAGUUCCCCCAGCAUCCCUACAAACCCUGAGCCACACACUCCGAAAACCAUCCCAGCAAUUCCAGCUGCUGCCCCACAGCCCCCGUCCCCCCCAUCACCCCGUGGGAAGCUCAGACUGACUCUGGACCCCCAACCCUGCUGGGAUAUGGGGGAAUCCCCUGAGAACAUCCGAACCCAAGCCAGCAGCGGGGAUUUCCCCAGUGGCCGCAGCCCCAGCCCCAGCCCUGCAGCCCCCGUGGGGCCGCGGCUCCCAAAAACCCGAGACCCGACUGCAGCGGCGCCGCGGACCAGCCAGCACAUCAGGGAAAAAUUCCAGUCUUCCUCUUUUACAGUCUCUGUCUCCUGCCGCGGAGGGAGCCAACUGGAACAAAUACUCUGUAGAAAUACUUCAGUAUUUUCCUGUCGCGCGUGCGCUCUCUCUCUGGGUUGUGAGUACAGCUGUAGAUGCCGUGAGCUGGUGCAAUUAUAAUAAAUAUACAGUAUAUAUUGUAAAUGA